Pantherophis guttatus is the source of this 3477-nucleotide messenger RNA. It is a transcript of the gene LEF1, whose product is annotated as lymphoid enhancer binding factor 1. Gene Ontology annotation, cellular component: beta-catenin-TCF complex; chromatin. Gene Ontology annotation, molecular function: DNA-binding transcription factor activity, RNA polymerase II-specific; RNA polymerase II cis-regulatory region sequence-specific DNA binding. The record is from RefSeq and is a predicted model, not a curated record. NCBI's taxonomy places the organism in Eukaryota, Metazoa, Chordata, Lepidosauria, Squamata, Colubridae. Gene Ontology annotation, biological process: regulation of transcription by RNA polymerase II; canonical Wnt signaling pathway.
UUGUGUGAGAUUGCUCUUCACCUCUUCCCCUCCGACCCUUCUUCUCUCCCAUUGGCAUCCUUGCCUCGCCGGGACCCUCCAACUUUAGCGAGGUGUGUGUGCGCGCACAGGCAGGGAGACUUCCCCCCCCCAGUCCUUCCUGGGGUCGCUUCCCAACGGGGGCCGCUUCUGGAUCUCAGAACGCUUCCAUUUAAAGGGCUCGUUGGCUUUUCCUCUCGAAGACCAGCGUUUGUGCUUCACACACACACCGAGAGAGAGAGAGAGAGAGAGAGAGAGAGAGAGAGAGAGAGACAGACAGACAGACAGACAGACAGACACACAAAGAGAGAGAGAGAGAGAGAGAGACAGACACAGAGAGACACACACAGACACACACACACACACACACACACACACACACCGAGAGAGAGAGAGAGAGAGAGGGAGGGAGAGAGAGAGAGACAGACAGACACACACAGAGAGAGAGAGAGACAGACAGACAGACAGACAGACACAGAGAGGGAGACACACACAGAGAAAGAGAGAGAGAGAGACACACACACACAUAGAGAGAGACAGACAGACACACACAAACACACACACACAUACAUACACACACAGAGAGAAAGACACAAAAAUCGGGCGGUUGUGCCUUCUUUCAAAAAAAAGGGGGGGGAAGGGGAAAGGAGGACCCGAGGGCUCCGCGUUAGAAAAUCGGACUUAAAAGCGUCCCUCAGGCAAGCCCAACUUGCCCCGACUUUCUUGUCGUCUUAACUGCAGACACAACAGAAACCGGCAGGGGAGGGGAGAGGGAGGAGAGGGGGGGAAGCGCGAGUCUGCCUGGCUCUUUGGCUUCCUUUCCCCUCCCCUUCUUUUAAAGCAGACAAAGUAGACAGGGCCGGCCGCACUCCCAAUCUUGCUCGCUCUCCCCUCCCCCAGGUGUUUGGAUAUGGAUGGGGUGGGAAAGGGAGGAGAGCGCAGCGCUUAAGCUGAGAGAGAGAGAGAGAGAGAGAGGCGGAGGGGGGGGCGCUAUAGGAGUGCAGCGCAAAGCGAGCUCGCCGUCCAAAGCCUUUUAACUUCCCUCGCUCUCCUCCUUCCUCCCUGUUCUUCCUCUCUCUUUCUCUCUCUCUUUCGUUCUCUCUUCCUGCCUUCCCUUUUAUUCUCCGGGGGUGGAAAAGCCACCAUGCCUCAGCUCUCGGGAGGCGGCGGCGGCGGCGAUCCGGAGCUUUGCGCCACCGACGAGAUGAUCCCCUUCAAAGACGAAGGUGACCCCCAGAAGGAAACGAUCUUCGCCGAGAUCAGCCACCCGGAGGAAGAAGGCGACUUGGCCGACAUCAAGUCUUCGCUGGUCAACGAGUCGGAAACCAUCCCCAGCAGCAACGGGCAUGAGGUGUCUAGGCAAGGCCAGUCUCAGGAAGUUUAUGAAAAAGGCAGAGAACAUCCUGAAGAAGGCAAACACACAGAUGGUGUUCUAUACAGUAAAGGACCUUCUUAUUCUGGUUAUUCUGGGUAUAUCAUGAUGCCAAAUAUGAAUAAUGAUCCAUAUAUGUCUAAUGGAUCUCUUUCUCCACCAAUCCCUAGAACAUCCAACAAAGUCCCUGUGGUGCAACCUUCCCAUGCAGUCCACCCUCUCACUCCACUCAUCACCUACAGCGAUGAACAUUUUUCUCCAGGGACACAUCCUUCACACCUCCCCUCAGACGUCAACACAAAGCAAGGCAUGAAUCGGCAUCCUCCAGGUCCUGAUAUUUCCACCUUCUAUCCCUUAUCUCCUGGAAGUGUUGGGCAAAUAACCCCACCACUAGGCUGGCAAGGUCAGCCUGUAUAUCCCAUCUCAGGUGGAUUCAGGCAUCCCUACCCAUCCUCACUUUCAGUCGACACUUCCAUGUCAAGGUUUUCACAUCAUAUGAUCCCAGGUCCUCCGGGACCCCACGCAACUGGAAUCCCUCACCCUGCAAUUGUAACACCUCAAGUCAAACAAGAACAUCCACACACAGACAGUGACUUAAUGCACGUGAAGCCUCAGCAUGAACAGAGGAAAGAACAAGAGCCCAAAAGACCUCACAUUAAGAAACCUCUGAACGCUUUCAUGUUAUACAUGAAAGAGAUGAGAGCGAAUGUUGUAGCAGAAUGUACUCUGAAAGAAAGCGCAGCCAUCAACCAGAUUCUCGGCAGAAGGUGGCAUGCCUUGUCGCGUGAAGAACAGGCAAAAUAUUACGAACUCGCCCGGAAAGAAAGGCAGCUACACAUGCAACUGUAUCCUGGCUGGUCUGCAAGAGACAACUACGGAAAGAAGAAAAAGAGGAAGAGAGAGAAGCUACAGGAGUCAACAUCAGGUGGGAAGCGACAUACAUUCUCAACCUGCAAGACGAAGGCAGCGUCAUCAGGGCCUUUUCUUGAGAUGGAAGCUUGUUAAAAUCUCCAUGGAUGUCCUUCAUGUAAACAGGCAUAUAAGGAGUACGUCCAAGGGUGUCAAAUUUUACCCUGGUGUCUCUGCUAAAGACAUUGAACCAUAAAGACAAUCACUGCCAUGUCCCUUCACCAUCACAGAAUUCCGAGCCCAACUCAAAACGGGAGAGCCAAGAGUAGCAUUUCAGAUCUUCCCCCUUUUUAUCUCCAGUCCGCCUUACACUCCUCCAUUUGUAUCUUCUAUGUUGUCAGUGCUGAGUCAACAACAAAAUAGUUCAGCUGUAUUCGUUUUGCUUUAGUCAAAAGAAUGAUAUAAGGCCACAGCAGCAGCACUGGCUUCCAUCUUGCCCGUUCACACUGAAGGAACCAAAACGUAAUUUCUUGAGGAAGACAUUAUCCGGUUUAUUUAAUGGUGCAAGAGGAUGAAUCUUGAUUUUCAGAUUCUAAAAAAGAUAAACUUGAAUGCUUCUAUAUUUUAGUUAUUGCCUUGGUGUACAUUUUUAUUGACUUUGAGGUUUUAAAGAAGCAUUGAAAUCCCCUCCCCCGACGUUUUCUUUUUAAUAAAAGGUUUUUAAAUAAUAGUAGAUUUCUUUUUUCCUGUUGGAGAAGAACAAAGCAUUUGGAAGAUAAAGCCCUUUUGUUUUUGAAUUAACUAUUUGUAACAGAUGAAAUCAUUGUACAUGUACACUAAACACGUGAUCCACUUCAUCUCUUUAUAUGUGUAAAAGCAACAUACCUUAUUGGAUCUGAUUUCAGUAAACUCUCCUACUCACAUAUCUGAAUUUCCUUGGUUUUUUUUUUUUUUUUAAAGCCCAGCACUUGGAUUAUUAUUACUUCGAAUGUUCUGUACUUGUAUCUGUUUCUGUUAGCCUGUUUAGUGGGAUUUUAUGCCAGUUGUUGAAAUGAACAUUGAUGUACCCAAGUUUUUUGUUUUUUUUUUAGUUCAAGGCCUAGCCUUUGCCAAAAAAAAAUAUGGACAACCAAUAUAUAUUUUGUCAUUCCAAUUUGAGUUAAUGUGCUGAGCAUUUUUGUUGUUGUUUUCAUGUUUUUUUAAAAUAAAAGCUUUGUAAUAAAACUACAAAAUACUUA